Messenger RNA from Dichotomopilus funicola, 3459 nucleotides. RefSeq names its product GPI inositol-deacylase. Gene Ontology annotation, biological process: GPI anchor metabolic process; endoplasmic reticulum to Golgi vesicle-mediated transport. The transcript has 2 exons. Lineage: Eukaryota; Fungi; Ascomycota; Sordariomycetes; Sordariales; Chaetomiaceae. The coding region runs from base 1 to 3459 and encodes 1152 amino acids. The record is from RefSeq and is a predicted model, not a curated record. Gene Ontology annotation, molecular function: phosphatidylinositol deacylase activity. Gene Ontology annotation, cellular component: endoplasmic reticulum.
AUGAGGACGCACUCGUCGGGAUCGUCAGACGACGACGAUGCUUCUCCCGUUGAGGCACCUCAAGUCAAUUCCUCUCGUUUCAGCACGAAAGAAUCCAGAUCCUCCGCACACCCACCGAACAAGCUCGACCGCCGUCGCAGCGCCGACCGCCGACCCUCGCUUUCGACCACCCGACGUCCUAGCGGCGUCAAUUGGCGCCUACCUGAAUCGCGAAGCGGAAAUGGCGUAGGAGAAAAGCGGCCAUCGCCCGAUCGCACCGCGCCACCGUCACCUCUGGGCUUCAUCAUGACAACGGCGAACCGAAAUCUACGGACACGGGAGGUGGUCGCGGUGGAAAAGGUGCCAGAGACCGGCUCGCCAGCAGCGCGGCGACCACCAUGGAAGAGCCCAUGGGCAAUCACGUUCCUCGCGCUCGUUGCAUCGAUGAUCGGCCUAGGAUUUUUGUUCGCCGUGCUUCAUUCUUCGGCGACUCGACAGAUCGAUCCAAAAGGUUGUCGCAUGUCUUAUAUGCGCCCAUCCUACGCCAAGCUCGACGAAUUUGAUACAGAACACACGCGCCUUGCAAGCAAAUACUCCUUGUACCUCUAUCGCGAGCAAGGAAUCGACCGCGAUACCAAGGUCCGCGGCGUCCCUAUCCUUUUCAUCCCCGGCAACGCCGGAAGUUACAAGCAGGUCCGGCCCAUCGCAGCGGAAGCGGCCAACUACUUUCAUGAUGUUUUGCAGCACGACGAGUCCGCGAUCCAGGCGGGCGCGCGCAACCUAGAUUUCUUCACCGUCGACUUCAACGAGGAUAUCAGCGCGUUCCACGGCCAGACGCUGCUCGACCAAGCCGAAUAUCUCAACGAGGCGAUUCGAUACAUCCUUUCCCUUUACCUAGAUCCGCACAUUUCUGACAGGGACCCCGAUCUGCCAGACCCCACUUCGGUGAUAGUUUUGGGACAUUCCAUGGGAGGUAUUGUUGCACGCACUAUGCUAGUCAUGCCAAACUAUCAGUCGAACUCGAUCAACACCAUCAUCACCAUGUCGGCUCCACAUGCUCGUCCGCCGGUAUCGUUUGAUAGCCAGAGCGUGCAAACAUACAAAGACAUCAACGACUAUUGGAGGCGGGCCUAUUCGCAACAAUGGGCUAACAACAAUCCCUUGUGGCACGUCACUCUUGUAUCUAUUGCAGGUGGCGGUCUCGAUACCGUGGUCCCGUCCGAUUACGCGAGCGUCGAGUCACUAGUUCCGGACACGCAUGGGUUCACUGUGUUUACUUCGACAAUCCCGAGCGUGUGGACGAGCAUGGACCAUCAAGCUAUCCUUUGGUGUGAUCAAUUCCGGAAGGUGAUUGCGCAGGCGAUAUACGACGUGGUGGACGUACAUCGGGCUGCACAAACUAAGCCUCGCGCCGAGCGGAUGCAAGUGUUUAAAAAAUGGUUUCUCACCGGCAUGGAAGCAGUGGCAGAGAAGACUGCACCUCGGUCCGAGCCCACAACUCUUCUCACGGUCGACGAUAACUCCGACUCCAUCAUUGCGGAAGGGGAACGCCUAGUCUUGCGCAAUCUAGGCACUACCGGAGUUAUCCGCGCACACCUCAUGCCGAUCCCCCCCUCGGAAUCGCCGGGCGUGAAGCGCUUCACUCUUCUAACCGACGCGAAGCUUGACAAAUCAGGGGACCAUGAGAAGUUAGAGGUCAUGUUUUGCAGCGUGGUUCCGUCGCAGCCGAGUCAAUCCGGGGCCGGCCUCGCUAGCCAAAUCGAUCUAUCCAAAGGAAUUGCUGGGUCCACGCGGUUGGCUUGCAGGACAACUGGGCCGGAUGUCAUCUCACUCCCAGCGUCGACUCGUGCGACGCGUUUCCCCUUUUAUACAGAUGGGGAGAAGGAGAUCGUACCGUUUUCUUAUCUGGAAUACGGCGUAGAUGACAUCGCCGAGCAUCAGUUUGUGGCGGUGUUGGAGAAAGCAACCACGCCAACGGCCAACUUUGUGGUUGCCGAGUUCAGUGAUCAAACUCAGUCACGCCGAACACGCCACAUCUCUCUUCGAAGCCUGCUUGCCUUUGGGAUGAAGCUCCGCCUCCCUGCCGACCGACCAAUGGUCUCUGAGAUUAAGGUUCCGUCGCUCCAGUCGAGCCUGCUUGCUUACAAUCUCCGAAUCAGCCACCAAAACUGCGAUGGGAAACAAGAGCUGUUCGCCCCCUUACUGCGGCAAUACCUGGCCGAGCCUUACGAAUCCAAGUACUUUGUCAAUGCACACGAAGCGACGGUCAGCCUUCAUGGUGUUGCUCCCUACGUUCCGCCGCCGCUCACGGGGAAGUUGGAGGAAGACGGCCUGAGCUUCCAAUUCUGGACCGACCCGACCUGCAAUUCCGCCAUCCACGUUGAGCUCACUGCUGAUUAUAUGGGCAGCCUCGGCAAGCUAUACAUGCGCUACCGCACUGUCUUUGCGGCAUUUCCCCUCUUCAUCGUGGCCCUAGUCCUAAGGAAACAAUUUCGAGUAUACGACAACACAGGGGUCUUUAUCCCCUUCUUUGAGGGGCUGGAUCUGUGCCUAAGACAGUCUAUUCCCUUGAUGUUGGUUUCACUCAUCUUCCUUACGCUUGCGACACGAGACUCGACCCCGGCCAGCAGUACCAACUUCUGGCAUUGGAGAAAUGGCACAUUGUCCAUCAUGGACUUUCACCAGAACGAUCUUUUGAUCGGUACUGAGGACCCUCUGUUUCUCUUCCUGAUCCCCUUGAUCGCAAUCGUCUGCGUCGGGGUCUGUUCCAUCAUCAAUUACAUGGCACUCGCUUUGACACGGUUGCUGGGAGUCAUUGCGAACUUGAUCACAUUUCGACCCGGAUGGACUCGGAAUGAGGACAGGGGCAAGGCGGCACCCGGUGCCUUCUUGGUUCCGUCCCCUAGACGCCGCAUGAUCACGGCCGCCGUCUUGCUGCUGCUUGUCACGACGGUGGUGCCUUAUCAAUUCGCCUACCUUGUGGCUUGCCUUGCGCAACUAAUGACGACCGUCCGGGCGCAGCGCAUUGCCUCUGAGCUGCGGUCGACGGCCAACUCCAACUUCUACAACUACGCCCACUCCAUCUUUGUCCUCAUGCUCUGGGUUCUCCCCAUCAAUCUACCGACCUUCGUCGUAUGGAUACACAACCUCACCGUCCAUUGGCUUACUCCGUUCACCUCACACCACAACGUCCUCUCCGUCAUGCCCUUCAUCGUCCUUGUCGAGGCCCUUACCACGGGCAAGAUGGUCCCGCGCAUGGGCAGCCGGCUCAAGUAUGUGACCAGCAUUCUGCUGUUUUGUAUCGCCACUUAUGCAGCAGUGUAUGGCGUUACGUAUGCCUACACGUUGCAUUAUCUGGCUAAUAUCCUGGCGUUCUGGUUGGCUGUUGUUCACUCAACUUCAGACUCGUGGUCUGUAUUGGGCUUCAACGAUCUUUACACAUGGGAUACCAAGGACCGGAAAAGGGGGAAGGAGCCAUGA